Vombatus ursinus (common wombat) is the source of this 2500-nucleotide messenger RNA. RefSeq names its product zinc finger protein 239-like. Gene Ontology annotation, molecular function: DNA-binding transcription factor activity, RNA polymerase II-specific; RNA polymerase II transcription regulatory region sequence-specific DNA binding. Gene Ontology annotation, biological process: regulation of transcription by RNA polymerase II. NCBI's taxonomy places the organism in Eukaryota, Metazoa, Chordata, Mammalia, Diprotodontia, Vombatidae. The record is from RefSeq and is a predicted model, not a curated record. The transcript is spliced from 2 exons. Gene Ontology annotation, cellular component: nucleus. The coding region runs from base 178 to 1173 and encodes 331 amino acids.
UUCCUGUCCAUUGUUCUCCGCUGAGGCUUUCGCUGUCCUUGGUGUGCCCCGAGAGGCUAAAGCGUCCCUGCCACAGAUCGCCGAGGAGAGGAGACCCAGCCCCGGGGCAGCCCGGCCUGUUUAGGGCUUCAGCAAAGAGACAGCACAAAGAGUAUCUUGAAGCAAGAAGCUCCAGAAAUGAAGGAAUCUUCCAGUGGGUUGUUGGCAGAAUCUGACACUGGCAGGGCCCAGCAUCUGUUUGAUGACUGGGGUAGAGCCAAUGGUGAGACCAAGGAGCCUAAAUUGGAAGAACAAUUGAAGACUCCACCAAUGGAAGGAAAAAUGAAUAAAUCCAACACCCCAGCAAAGGGCCAAGGAAAAUUAGUUGGCCAUGAGAGAACUGACACAGAGGAAAAACCAUUUAAGUGCCUGGACUGUGGAAAAUGCUUUGGCCGAAGCACUCAUCUCAGUCUCCAUCGGAGGACCCACACUGGUGAAAAGCCCUACAAGUGUGGAGAUUGUGGUCGGUGCUUCAGUGAUGGUUCUGCCCUAAUCCGCCAUCAGCGGAUCCACACAGGUGAAAGGCCCUACAAGUGUAAGGAGUGUGGAAAAUGCUUUGGCCGAAGCUCUCAUCUAGAGUUGCAUCAGCGGACCCAUCUUGGAGAGAAGCCCUACAAGUGCCCUGAGUGUGGCAAAGGGUUCCGUGACAGCUCAGGUUUGGCCAGACACCAGGGCAUCCAUACUGGUGCCAGUCCCUACAAGUGUAGUACAUGUGGCAAGAGCUUUAAUGACAGCUCAGCUUUCAUCCGUCACCAGCGCAUCCACACAGGUGAAAAGCCCUAUGUGUGUGUGGAGUGUGGCAAGAGUUUCAGUGACAGUUCCAAUUUCCGUACACACCAGAAAUCUCAUUGGGAGGAAAAGCCCUUCAAAUGCACAGCUUGUGCAAAGAGCUAUGUGCGUAGGUCAGACCUUGUCAUACACCAGAGGACACACACUGGUGAGAAGCCUUACCAAUGCAGUGACUGUGGCAAGAGCUUCAACCAGAGGUCUGGCCUCAUUAUCCACCAAACCACUCACACAGGGCAGAAACCCUUCAGCUGUAGCAAGUGUGGGAAGAGUUUUGGGCACCACUCAUAUCUCCUGAAACAUCAGAGGACUCAUUUUAGAGAGUUUCCAGAGAAAACCCUAGAAUAAAGAGACAUGCCCUUUAUUCUUGCCAAAUGAGCCUCCUCUAGGUCAUCAGCCAUUCAUGCACCUAGCCAGGUCAGCAGCAUCCAUUUUGGAGAGGGCUAGAUGGGAUGUGUGUGAACCUUGUGAGUAUUAAACUCAUGACCUAUACCUUACUAGCACCAGUGGGGCCCUUAUAUUCAGUAGAUUAUCUCAUUUACCCCAACAAUUAUUAACAAGGUGGGUUUACUCUUCCCGUUGAGUAGAUGAGAAACUGAUACCCAGAGAAGAGAAGGGACUGGGCCUGAGGGCAUGAUGAGAGUUUAGCUUGAGGAGCCAAGAUCAGUUUCCUAUCUGGCUUAGGAGAGGCUUAUUAACAUUAUCUUUCUUUGUACUAGAAUCCUAAUCCUUUUUCUAAAAGUGCAAUUUGAAAAGCAUAGUCCAGGUAUGGAGGGUUCUGUCCCACCAUGAUUUUCAACUUUUUCCUGCUUGCUAGAAACCCUCUGAAAUGUUUUAAUCACUUUGGAGAAAAUUCAGAGGGCCAUAAAAGCAAUUAAAUGUUUUCUAAUAUAAAUGCAUGUGGAAACCCAUCUCACAUGUAUCUGUGGUUCCCUUAUGCUGUAUCACUUGAAGUUGUUAGAAUUAUUCUCUGGUUUCAUGGCCUGUAUCUUGUGGAACAACUUCCUUAAAGAAUUCCAGGCCACUAAGAAGAAUUUCUAGGUACAUGCUUUGUGAAUUGAAUACGGUCCAGCCACCUCCUUUUGUAGGUAAGGAAAUAAAGAGAAGUAAAUUGAUUUACCCAAUGUCAUACAGGGACUUAUUUGCAGACUAAGAAUGUGAACCUAGAUUUUGAUUUUCUAUCCAUUGUUUUUUGUGCCCACAUCAUGUUACAAUAAUCAUUGCCUUGACAGUUUUACUGUUAAAGCACCUCAAUUAGAGAAUGGAAACCCAUGACGUGGCAAAGAACUGGAAACUAAGGGGGUGUCCAUCAAUUGGAGAAUGGCUAAACAAAUUAUAGUACAUGAAUAUUAUACUUAGCAUAAGAGAUGAGGAAAGGAACAUAUUUUGGGGAAACCUGGGGAAGACUUUUCUGAACUGAUGCAGAGUGAAGUAAGGAUUACCAAGAGAACAAUUUACAUAAUAACAACAUUGUAAAGACAACUUUGAAAGACUAAUCAAUGCAAUGACCAAGCAUGAUUCCCGAAAAAUGGUACUAAAGCUUGCUAUUCCGGGAAAUGGUGAUGGACUCAAAAUGCAAGAUGAAACAUAUGUUUGUAGACAUGGACAAUGUGGGAACUUGUUUUGCUUGACUAUGCAUAUCCCACUUUCCCCUCCCCCCCUACACCUGCCCCAA